AUGGCUUACACCUAUCUAUGCUCUAUAAUAUCACAGUACCCUGGGUCUCACAAUUAUAAUCAUCUCUACGGUUACGGACAAUUACCGCAUAAUCAGCAACAAUCGCCGCCUACAUAUCACAGCAACCAACCACAUUAUCCGUCCUCAUCGCCUCAGCUGGCGUACCAACAGCAACAACAUCAGCAACAACAUCAGCAGCAACAGGAAGCAGGAGCGCAGCCGCCACCGCCACCACCACCAUCACAGCAUCACCACCACCAACCACCUCCUCAUCCUCACGCUCACUCACAACAACAGCAUCACCACCCUCACCAAACACAUCCAGCUUACCAUCGCUCUGCGAGUGAUCAUAACGAUCGUCAUUAUGUUCCAUUCUCUCCCGUACAUCACCACCAACCGCCACCAACUGCUUCAGGACCAAUCCCCAUAUCAGCAUACGGUUAUGUACAACAACAAAGUGCGGUACAGCAAGUGCCAUUGUCGGUAAAGGGUGGACACGGUCAGAAACAGUCGUUAGAAAGGAGUAAUAAUAAUCGAAUAUCCGAGGAAGAGGAUAAGCAAGCAAGAAUCAUGUCCACCUUAUCGCGCGAACCAUACAGUAAUGACGGCUUCAACUCGUCCUGCUAUUUCAGUACAGGACCUACCAACAACUUUGCCGCCAUUGAACCCUCCUAUGAUGAGCAACAAGUCUGA
Zychaea mexicana is the source of this 693-nucleotide messenger RNA. RefSeq lists its product as uncharacterized. The record is from RefSeq and is a predicted model, not a curated record. Lineage: Eukaryota; Fungi; Mucoromycota; Mucoromycetes; Mucorales; Lichtheimiaceae. Bases 1 to 693 code for a protein of 230 amino acids. The transcript is spliced from 5 exons.